AUGGCGGGUGAUUUCAAGUAUUUCGAUGUUCCGAUCACAACGAAUUGCGGUUAUGUUUAUUCGUGCAAACGAGCUGAGGAAGCUGUGAGGGAAUUCGAAAUGCUAACAACAUCCAAGUAUUCCUGCUACAAAUCUAGAUCAUCUUUUGGCAAGACAG
Messenger RNA from Paramuricea clavata, 157 nucleotides. The record is from the annotation of a GenBank genome assembly. Lineage: Eukaryota; Metazoa; Cnidaria; Anthozoa; Malacalcyonacea; Plexauridae.